AUGGGUGGCAUCCCUCCCCCUCCGCCCCUCCUGCCUGGCAUGGCAGGAGAUCAUAUAGAAGCCGUGGUGGCCUCCCAGUUCAGCUGCCCUCUUGGCUCAGGAAGGCCUCCCCACAAGACAGUGAAGACGCCAACAUUGAGAAUGAAGAAGCUGAACUGGCAGAAGCUGCCUUCCAAUGUGGUCAGAGAAAGUCACUCGAUGUGGGCUUCAGUGAGCAGCAGCAGUGAGGAAACUAUAGAGCCCAACUACACAAGCAUAGAGCAGCUGUUCUGCUUUCCACAACCGACCCCCAAGGAGAAAACGGCCGCACCAGUGAAGGCAGAACCAAAAGAGAUCACAUUUUUGGACUCCAAGAAAAGUCUCAAUUUGAACAUAUUUUUGAAGCAAUUUAAAUGCUCCAACGAAGAGGUGGCUGCCAUGGUCCAGAACGGGGAUCGGACCAAGUUUGACGUUGAGGUUCUGAAGCAGCUGCUGAAGCUGCUGCCUGAAAAGCAUGAGAUAGAAAACCUGAAGGCCUUCAAAGAAGAGAAAUCAAAGCUUGCAAAUGCAGAUCAGUUUUAUCUUCUCCUCCUUCAGAUUCCCAGCUACCAGCUGCGCAUCGAAUGCAUGCUGCUCUGUGAAGAGACCACCGUCGUGCUGGACAUGAUUCAGCCGAAAGCUGAAGCCAUCCGGAGAGCCUGCGAAGAUCUUUUGAACAGUCAUCGUCUGCCGCUCUUUUGUCAACUGAUUCUCAAAGUUGGAAACUUUCUGAAUUACGGAAGUCACACGGGUGAUGCCGAUGGGUUUAAAAUCAGCACCUUGCUCAAACUAACAGAAACCAAAGCAAACCAAACCCGCAUUACGCUGCUCCACCAUAUUCUGGAGGAAGUAGAAAACAGCCACACGGACCUGCUGGAACUGCCAAAGGAUCUUGACUAUGUUUCAAAAGCAGCAGGGAUUAAUCUUGAUAUUAUACGCACGGAGUCCAGCACCAAUUUAAAGAAGUUGCUGGAGCUUCAGCGAAAGGUCUUAUCGUCAAACGACAGUGUGAAACAGCAGUAUGAGAAACCUAUCCAGGAUAGCAUUGAUGCCUCCAGAAAGCUGGAAGAAGAAUUUGAAAACAUUGAAAGGAAGAGAGAAGAACUUGCAAAUUAUCUUUGUGAAGACCCAAGCAAAUUGUCCCUAGAGGACAUAUUCAGCACCAUGAAGACCUUCAGAGACCUCUUCAUCCGAGCCCUGAAGGAAAACAAGGACAGAAAGGAGCAAGCUGCCAAAGCAGAGAAGAGGAAGAAACAGCUGGAGGAGGAAGAGGGGAAGAGACAGAAGGGAGAAAAUGGAAAAGUCAUUAAGAAAGGGGUGGUGAAGCAGGAGGAGGUGUGUGUCAUCGACGCUCUGCUGGCCGACAUAAGGAAAGGGUUCACGCUGAGAAAGACAAAGAACAGACACGAGCCGGAUGCACUUCCUAAAACCUCACCUGCGGAGAGCCUGGAAGAGAGCCAGUCUGGAAAGAGCAUUAAGGAUCCACAAGCAGCAGGAAAGCAGAUUGGUAAGAGCAAACAAAACAACGAUGGUCAUCCCUCAGAAAGCACUCCCCCUGCAACCACUGCCCUGAUGGAGAUGGGUGGAGAUGUUACCAAUGCCUCAGCUUCAGACCAAACAUUACCUAAAAACAAUGCUGGAGGAAAUUUGCCACCAGAGUCCCAGAUGGAAAGCCCUUUGGUAAGCUUGGUGGAAGCGGACGGGGCCAGUCAGCCCAUGCCGGGUGCCGGGAUGGAGCAGGGAGACAGCUGGGCAAGCCCCCAGCUGAGCAUGAAGAGUGGCUCCAUUGCCUUCUCUGCUGAUAACAUAGGCACAGGAAUAAGGUUUGUGAGCAGCAGUUCAGGCACUGCUCUGAGAGGCCAACUCAACGGGUCCAUCUCAGAAGGCCAGGACAAUGAACACCCAGUUGAUGGUUCGGAGAGCUACAGGCUGCCACAGGAGCCAGAAACCCAGCCGAGCGAGACUGGAGUUGACCCUGGCAGUGCUCAGUCUGCUCCCUGCGAUGAGGCUCAUCAUGCAGAGUCAAAAGAGAUGGCGAAGGAAAAUGAAGACCCUGGUACAGACUCACUGUUGGACACCUCUCAAGAGAAGUCCUUCUCAGAGGAGCCAGCCACUGACUCCUCUUGUUCAGCGACGCUCCCCCCGGGACAAACUCUCACUGACAGGGAAAAGCAGAGACCAUCUGGGAAACGGAGGAAGAAGAAGAGGCACAGCAAAAGCUACUCAGCAGAGGUUGAGGCUGACACUGGAGAUAAUAAAACAAAAAAGGGUUGUGUGGUACAAUGA
This is a messenger RNA of Eurypyga helias (sunbittern), 2304 nucleotides long. Its product is annotated as inverted formin-2-like. The record is from RefSeq and is a predicted model, not a curated record. Bases 1 to 2304 code for a protein of 767 amino acids. Gene Ontology annotation, molecular function: actin binding. Lineage: Eukaryota; Metazoa; Chordata; Aves; Eurypygiformes; Eurypygidae. The transcript is spliced from 15 exons.